Drepanopeziza brunnea f. sp. 'multigermtubi' MB_m1 is the source of this 1032-nucleotide messenger RNA. RefSeq lists its product as uncharacterized. The record is from RefSeq and is a predicted model, not a curated record. NCBI's taxonomy places the organism in Eukaryota, Fungi, Ascomycota, Leotiomycetes, Helotiales, Drepanopezizaceae.
AUGCCUUCUGCGGAGCUUCAGAUCCCCUUCACGAACAUGUCUUCCCUGCCUUUUAACCCACUUACUUCAUUCACGAUCUUCCUUAACCUACCCUUCGAACUUCGAUGCAUGAUAUGGGAGGCAAGCUGCGUAUCUCGAAUAGUCGAAGUCGAUUAUGACGAGGAAGAAGGCUUCCUGCCACGAGCUGCAAACCCAGUAGCCCUCGCCGUCUGCAAGGAAUCUCGAAACUUGAUUCUCGAUAAAUAUCCUCUCGUUUUCGGCUCAAUCUACCACCCAGCUCGGACACGCUUCAAUUUUGCCAUUGAUACGCUGUUCAUUGACAACGAUAUGGAGGAUAACGUGCCACACCUCUUUUCCACGUUCAGAGAGAAGGAGAUAUUGGGCUUGCGCUUCAUGGCUCUAGGCAAUUCGUUCAACGAGCCAAGAUACGAUUCGGAGGAAACGACUACUACCCAACUGCUGAAGAUGGUGACAAAACUUCCUUCGCUUCGAUUGCUGUUGGUUGUCUACGAUAUUGCCGAUAUGGCAGAUCAGAGCUUUAGCUGCGAGGUCCAGCAUACGAUGGAGUUCCACGACAAGGUACCCAAGCAGCUUGAACACCCAGCAGUUCAUAUUGAUGCGCUUCCCGAAGUCACCGAUGACAAAGAGAACGACUUCAAGCGCUGGGCAGUCCCGGAUUGUCGACCUGUUUACGGAUGGAGGCGUUGCCCCGAUGGACAUGUGUUUACGGAUAUUGACAUGGAGUACGGACCGUCAGAUGAAGAUGAAGAUGAUUAUGGGGAAGGCUUAAUGUGGGGCCUAGGCUAUGGUCAUCGUUUGUCAACAAUGUUUGAUGAUGAAUACUUAGACCUCGAGGGCAUAGAUCCUGGAUAUAACCCAUACUUUGCGUACGAGGACCCGAGUACGAGUGACAACGAGGACCUGGAUCACGACGAGGACCUGGAUCAUGACGAGGAUCUGGAUUACGAAGACGGUGAGGAUGCGGCCGAGGAUGGAGAGGACGAUGCAAUCAGCAUUGUCUCAGUUGACUGA